GGCCUGGAGGAGACCAUGGACCGGUUCGUGUGGACCAGCGGCCUUCUGGAGAUCAACGAGACCCUGGUGAUCCAGCAGCGUGGGGUGCGCAUCUACGACGGCGAGGAGAAGAUAAAAUUUGAUGCUGGGACCCUCCUUCUUAGUACACAUCGACUAAUUUGGAGAGAUCAGAAAAAUCAUGAAUGCUGCAUGGCCAUUCCUCUUUCCCAAAUUGUGUUCAUUGAAGAACAGGCAGCUGGAAUUGGGAAAAGUGCUAAAAUAGUGGUUCACCUUCACCCAGCUCCUCCUAACAAAGAGCUUGGUCCAUUCCAGAAUAGUAAGAACUCCUACAUCAAACUGUCCUUCAAAGAACAUGGCCAGAUUGAGUUUUAUAGGCGUUUAUCAGAGGAAAUGACACAGAGAAGAUGGGAGAAUAUGCCAGUUUCCCAGUCAUUCCAAACAAAUAGAGGAUCCCAGCCAGGAAGAAUAAGGGCUGUUGGAAUAGUAGGUAUCGAAAGGAAACUGGAAGAAAAAAGAAAAGAAACUGACAAAAAUAUUUCUGAGGCCUUUGAAGACCUCAGCAAGCUAAUGGUCAAGGCUAAAGAAAUGGUGGAGUUAUCAAAAUCAAUUGCUAAUAAGAUUAAAGACAAGCAAGGUGACAUCACAGAAGAUGAGACCAUCAGGUUUAAAUCCUAUUUGCUGAGCAUGGGAAUAGCUAACCCAGUUACCAGGGAAACCUAUGGCUCCGGCACACAGUACCACAUGCAGCUGGCUAAACAGCUGGCUGGAAUAUUGCAGACACCUUUAGAGGAACGAGGGGGUAUAAUGUCACUCACGGAGGUGUACUGUUUAGUAAACCGAGCUCGAGGAAUGGAAUUGCUCUCACCAGAAGAUUUAGUGAAUGCAUGCAAGAUGCUGGAAGCUCUGAAAUUACCUCUCAGGCUCCGAGUUUUUGACAGUGGUGUCAUGGUAAUUGAACUUCAGUCGCACAAGGAAGAGGAAAUGGUGGCCUCAGCCUUGGAGACAGUUUCAGAAAAGGGAUCACUAACAUCAGAAGAGUUUGCCAAGCUUGUGGGAAUGUCUGUCCUCCUGGCUAAAGAAAGGUUGCUUCUUGCAGAGAAGAUGGGCCAUCUUUGCCGAGACGACUCAGUGGAAGGCUUGCGGUUUUACCCAAAUUUGUUUAUGACACAGAGCUAAGGGUUUUUUGUAUUUGAAAUACUGCUUAUCCAUAUACUUGCAUCAUGUAGAGGUUGUAUGAUAUUGAGCUAAGAGUAAACUCUGAUAAACUGAAAAUUCACUGGAACUUGCAGUAUAAUAUAAAACCCUUUAAAUUUCUUCCUAAUAUUAUGGGGUAGGAAGUUAGGAUUUAGGACGAAUAUAGGAAAAUACAGAAAAAUGAAGGCCAAUGUAAAUUUGAAAUCAUACUACAGUUGUAUAGAAUCCUCAUAGUUUAACUUGAAAUAUGGUGGAUUUUAACUUGAUCAUCAAAUCUAACCAUUUUUAAGAAAGGAAUUUAAUUCGUGGGGUAAGAAAAGGAGAAGUUGCAUGUUUGGACAGGUUAGUUUCUUAUUUUGGUAUAACUAAAAUUCACUGAAUUAUAAACAAGUGAAGUUUUUUUCUGUGUCUGAUGUGCCCACUCUGGGGGUUUUCAUGAAGCAAGUCCUAUGUACAAUAUAGUUUAAGAACCUUGUCACAUUGGAACAAAAUACCAAACUGCAGAGUACCAUAGUAGGCUCCUUCUAAGGCAGGGGUGGGGAACCUUUUUUCUGCCAAGGUCAUUUUGAUAUUUAUAACAUCAUUUGCAGGCCAUACAAAAUUAUCAACUCGAAAAUUAGCUAUGAAAAAAAGCUUCUAGAUUUAUUGAAUUUCAAGUCCCAUGUGCUGUUGCCUUGGCGGGCCAAUCCAAAUGAUUUCAUGGGCCAUAUAUGGCCCUUGGGCAAGACGUUCCCUAUCCCUGUUCUAAGGGCUUUUCUUUAGAAGCAGUCAUAGCAUGUCUUCAGCAGACCAAAUAAAGCACCUUAAAAAAGGAGAGAAUUGUAUUUGACUCACAUAUAAAUUAUCUGACUAGUUUUUUUAAGUGAUGAUUUCAUGCCUGGCAUUUAAAGAAUGCAACUAUGUCAUUUUGUUUAAAAAAUGCUGUGGAUCUUGAAACUGAACUAAAGAGCUGUAUAGACAUGCCCAGAGAUAUGAUUACGAAUUUGGGAAGUAGAUGGCUCAGGAAUUCCCUAGGAUUGUGUGUGGGUGGAGGGGCUGGAAGAACCUUUAACUAGCUUAGGAAGUUGUUGUUUUUUUACCUCAAAGCCAAGGAUGGGAAUAAAAGUGGAAAAGUAAUAUGUCUUCUUUUCCCUCCCUCAAGGAGUUUCACACUGAACUUUUAAAUAUCUUUCUCUCAUAUUCCAGCAAAUUUUUUUUUUUACCCCACACAUGAUAAGUUGUGUAGAGAAACUUCCUGCUAAAAAGUAUUACUGAGGUAACAAAAACUGGCUAAUACUGAAUUUAGAUUGCUUGAGUGUUAAAGUGGACUCCCUGACGUCAUAUGUUCCUGUUAUAUAGCGUACAGUAUGCUGAAAUUACUUCAAACUCAGGGACCCCACAAGCACAGAGGAGACUGUCUUUCUGAGACUGAGUCAGAUGUGGAAGGCAGUGAUGAUUUUUGGCCAAGCCUCCAGAGGCGAUAGUAUCUGUGUUGAGGGAACGAUUGAGACCAGGAGGAGGUAAUACCUGGCUUCACACUUGAGUGCCACUGCCAGAGGCUGCUAUAGGUGCCCUUUGGGAGAGUUGCAGGGUUCCUGAGCUGCAGACCCAGGGAAUCCCUCAAAGUGCACCCAGUCAAUCCCUGAUCCCUCCUGGAAAAGUGGCUGUCGCUGCUUCACAUCCUCCAGUGACUCGGGAAUGUUGUGCCCGAGGCAUCCUGCCUUAGUCUUCAUUUUCCAAACCUGUCACUGAUUCUACAUUGUGAUGACAGAUCCUCUAUUUCCUUUAUUGCUCAGCCUCAGGUUUGUUUUGGGGGAAAUUCAGUGUCUGGCUGCCCAAGUCUUUCAGGCCAUAGUGUAAGCUUGUUUGUAUGUCACUCCUCUCUGGACUGCACAGCUAAGAUUGUUUGAGCUACUGGGAUCUAGCUCUAAUGGUGUGGAUUCAUUACAGCCAGCUCCCAUAAUUCAGCACAUUUGUUUACAUUAGUGUGGCAACACAUUAACAGAAGUGGAGAUCUGAAUUGUAUGCAGUGAACUAAAGAGGCAGUACAGUGACAUAUGAAUAUAUUUUGCAAAAAAAGUUAGUUAAAAAACAAAUAUGAUUGCUUUCAUUGUUUUAUUUUUAUUAUUAU
This is a messenger RNA of Miniopterus natalensis, 3304 nucleotides long. RefSeq names its product vacuolar protein sorting 36 homolog (gene VPS36). Gene Ontology annotation, molecular function: phosphatidylinositol-3-phosphate binding; ubiquitin binding. Gene Ontology annotation, cellular component: late endosome membrane; ESCRT II complex. Lineage: Eukaryota; Metazoa; Chordata; Mammalia; Chiroptera; Miniopteridae. The record is from RefSeq and is a predicted model, not a curated record. Gene Ontology annotation, biological process: protein transport to vacuole involved in ubiquitin-dependent protein catabolic process via the multivesicular body sorting pathway.